ACAGUGGGGUGCAUAAAUAUAGGGACACCACUGCUAUGGUUUCAUUGUUUGCAACCUGUUUUAUCAGAUAAAACAUGGUUGAAAAGCAUCCUUCUUUUCUAAUUGCAAAUUUGUUUGAUACAAUUUUUUUGAGCCACCUAUCCAAAAGCGGUUGUAGCAAAGGAGGCUGAGGAUGCAACAGCACCCUCUCGGCUGUCCCAAUCUGUCAAGUUGAAUCUAGACACUACAGAAGGGGAUCAGUGUUGUUGGUCAGUCCUGCAAAGCCACCUUGUCAUGGCUAUGUUGUCAUGGCCUUCCAGCAAGACAACCCAAGCUUGGAAAGUCAUUGUGGAGAGUCCACAAGAUCUGUGUCAUACCUGACAUACCUGUAUAGUACCAGCAAUGACCUACGGUGACACUGUUCCAGCCAAUGGUGGCUUUUGUUAUGCGUUGGCAAUAAAUUGGGCCCCCAAGUGUCCCUAUAUUUUUGCACCAGGUGGAAGGGGGUGAAAGAAACCCUGUGUUUGUGAUUGAUACUGUCAUUUUUCAUAUUUUUAUGAGUAUGGAAAGCUAAUCAAGGUUAACUGUCACUCGGACAGUUUUGACGAGAGAAGACUUGUGCUUUUGUAAUGCCAAAUCUUGAUAAGCUUCUAGAAUCCAUUCCUGUUCAAAAUGAAAUCUUCCAAAAGCAGGGAGAACCCAUCGCUUCAACUAUGAUGCCUAAAGUCACCCACUAAUAUCGGAGACUCUCAUGAGCACAACAUUAUCGGAGCUGCAACUUCUCACGGAUGUCAGUUAAGACUAUCAGAAAAGUCAACGAGAAAUAAUGAAUAACAUCCACCAAUGUAGCACAACAACACCAUGCAUGACCUCAACAAGAAAUGGCUAACACAAAACUAUGAAGAAACUGUUGUAGUCUAAGAAGGGAAACCUGUGCAAGAUGAUGACAACUCUACCUCUAUCACAGUCUCUCUUUGGUCAGGAAACUAUGGCGCUCUCCCUCCCCGGCAGUGUUCAUGUUGCUGAUGUCUUGGCACGCCUGUUUUUGGAAAGGUGCCUGGCAGUAUUUGAGCGUGUGUCAUGGUGCAUUAGAACCCGCCUCGGGACUUUGUACACCAACUCUUGGGGCAAUGAGGAAAUCUUAGUUGAACAAAAUUAUUCUGUUCACUUAACAUUCCCCCAUUGCCCCAAGGGUGGUAGUUAUCAUGCUGGGAAAUGAGACCAAAUUUUUUUCCACUGUUAUUAUUAAGGUAGACCGGAGUUGUACAACAAUUUUUUUUUUUAAUGAUUUAACCAUGCCCACCAACAGCCAUGGCCUAAAUACACAAAAAAUACUUGCAAACACAAUAAAAUCCUCUGUCAUACACAACGUCACAGCCUGCGCAAAGAAAAAAAAGGAAAAAAGAAACAUAAUGCCUUGCAAACGAGUGAUAGGAGAACUAGCAUUGUACAGGUCUACAUAAAAUAAGUUGAUGUUAACAUUGCCUUGAGUUUGAGGGAAAACACAUAGACUCAUGAACCAGCAACCAAGUUUUAAUACAAAGUGCAAGGGAGACAGGGUAAAAAGAAAGAAGUGUCGCGUCGCUAACUGCACAAGGGAACAUGUGUGAUUGCAAAGAAUGGAAAGGUAUUCCAAAGCAAUAAGGGUGAUUGCAAAAAGGGUGAUAUAACUCAGAAGUGAAUAAGGAACAAAAUGUGUUCCCAUGUCUCUCUCCCAUGGAAUUAGUCAAGAUUAGAGAAGUUAGCCAGGGGGUUCAAGCAUGGAGUCUUCCUCUUUUUACAAUGAUUUUAGCGCUUUCAGCGGGAUGCAGCCCCAACAGUCCCAGUCUGACAUUUUACCAAAAAGCUUAUUUGUAGAUGAAAAUUAAUUGUUGAGAGGCAUGAAAUGUUGAAAAAGUCCCAAUGCUUCUAUGCAAAGACACGCACACAUUGUGACACUGCGACUGUCAGCACGAUGACUUGGUCAGUUGUCAUUUCAGUUCUCCCAAUGCAUGGCUCUAGUGCUUUUUUUUAUAUUGUUUCCUCUGUUGGCAGUUCUAUAUGACAAUGUGCGUUUGGAUUACAUGGUCAAGUGAAGUAACAGUCUGAAAUGAGACACAUAUGCAUGAGCCCCAUCUCAUCACAUGGAUUAUGUUGCUUCAGAUUCCAGUCUCGUAAAAAUGAUGGCUUACAUUGUGCAGUCCUUUUGCAUUUCAUUUUUUAAACACGUAUUUCAUAAAGCAGCGAGGAAUGCCCAGAAAUGUAUAAUCUCUUUUCCCCCCUGAAAUUUCCUAGUCUGCUAUACCUGGAGAUUAGUACCGGAAAGAGCAAAUUAUGCCGUCAAAAUGGCAGGACGCACACCCUCGUCUUUGGGGUGUUGUGGAAUCGCAACCAGUUACACAGCAUGUCUUAGGCAGGCUAGUAUGCAAUUCGGAUUGACAUUCCAGCCAUGCGACGCCUACAGAGUGAGACUGUGGAUGAAAUUGCAUACAUCAGUGAAAUUAUUCACUUUCUCCAAAAGCACUCUGCUAAUUCAUUGCCCCUUAUUCCUGUGUCAUGCUGGCAAGGUAAUUGUGCUUGCUGCGCAAGAAAAUUAUUUGGUGUAUGUGUACUACAAAUGGCAUUAAUGGAGCUCAGAGAAUCUGUGUAUACAGCGGAUGACAUGAUGCAAAAUUCAACAGUAUAGUUAAGUGGCUUAAAAAAAUGUGCAAUAAAAAUGUACGCUAUAUUUUUUAUAUGAUGUGACCCUGUGCAUGUGCCAGAAAUGACGGCACCAAUGGGUGGAGAUGGAACGUUUCCUGGUCUGCACCUCAACACCUACGAGAGAGAAUUUUCUGGAAAUUGAGUGACUUGAAGCAUUUCACCUCCCAGUUUUGGAUAUGAGGCUUGAAAAUAAGCUUGGAGUUGAACAUGAUGCCAAAAAAUUUGUUCUCUGAUUUUACGAGAUGUCUUGCCCAUUAAGUUGGAGCAUAGGUGGUGGAAACACUUGUCUAAUUCUUGAGAAAUACAUUAUCUUGUCAGGUGAGGAUUUAAAGCUGUUAUGUGAAGAGCUAUUUGGCCAUUGUAAAAAUACAACGCUGCAUCUGUUGUUGGGAUAUUGAUAAGUUGGUUGAACAACAAGAUAUUUGGAAAGAAAGAAGCAACCUUCCAUUGCACAAUGACACUAGCUACAGAGGUGAUUUUGAUAAGAAAAAAUGGACAAUGGAUCCCUGCACGAAUGAAAUCCGCGAUGCAUUUAAGAAGACUACCACUUACACAGAAGGAAUGGAGAUCCUAGAGGAUACCAUAUUGCCACACAGUGUCAUAGAAAACUGCAGUGUUGCCUCCUGACAGAAGCUUCAUGAAUACCGUAGUUGUUUCUAAAUGUUCAAAAACUGCACUGGCAUUCAGAUAAGCACUUUCAAGUUUUUCAAGAACAUGGCCAGUUAGUCAUAAUUCUGCGAAAGGUUUUACUUAUGCAGCUUGUGAGAGCUAUGGGUCGAUAAGUAGCAGGAUCUGAGGAUGCCUUUCUGGGUUUCAAGAGGGGGAUUACGGUGGCAAUUUUCCAUGCAGACUGCCCUGUUCCCAAACAUGGUUGACACAUCGGAUAGGUGAUCAAGCAUGGAGUACAUAACCUGUUGAUGGCCGUUGCUUUGGCAGACAGUAGGGAGCAUGAAAUUUAUGGUGAAUGGCUGAUUACACUGCAAUUUUCUUAGCCCUUUGUUUAGUUUUAAGGAAUUCCCUACUAUAAUGAAACGAGUUAGAAAUGCCUUGGCAGUGUUGCCUGAGGGCUUUAGCCUGUUGUUCUAGGCAUUCACACACCUGAUUUUGUGGAGUUUGCGCAUCCACCUGGCCUUUUUAAAGAGCAAAAGAUUUUGUGUACCUUUGAAAUGUAUCCUACACACAGUUUUGAAGCUUAUCAGUUUCCUUGUACUCGCUUGUCCACCAGGAUUUUGGCUCUCUGGGGAGGUGAUUAGGUUAUUGGCUUCUUCAGUCGUCGCCCUGUCUGAAAACUCAUCCCAGUCAGCACCCUGUAGUUUCCAUCUUGGUGUUUUGAAACAACAGGAAAAUGGUGACUUCCAUGAGGAUUGUCCUCUACAGUCAGUUCCAAAUCUUGCAAGAGAAAUGGACUGCAAAGAAUAGGUCUAUAGUGGAGAAAGAUUGUGUGUACAUAUGUUGAGAAUAUCACUUUGGCACUGCCCUGAAAAGGAUAAUGCAACGAGAUGGGAUUUUUUUGUGUGUUACAUGUGCUAGUGGUAGGUAAACUGAGCAACAGUCUCCAAAUCUGCAACUAGGUCAAGUUAUUUAGCUGCAAGAGAUCCUCCACCUUGCUAGACCCCUACGGAAAACUGUGUGUGUGCUUAGAUAAGUUUCCCGUUCCAUUGGAGGCUCAUAAUGGCGGCCGUACUAAUUAGAAAAAAGAUUUGGGGGAGUAAUUAGCUCUGUAUAACAAAUGGCAGUCGACGAACCACUUAGAGACAUGUUUUUUUCAGUGUGAUUGCGAGUAGUUCCGUUUCCAUGAAUGCAACAAAAUCAUAUUGUAUGGACUCAUCUCAACAAAUCCGACAAAUCUAUUGGUCGGGAUAACUGGAUACAAUGCACUUUUGUUGCAUUCACAUAACCGCAGCUAGUGCUGUCUUCCUCUCUGACUACCUUUUUCUCUGGCCAUGACUUAAGUAGAUAAUCCUUCAACUUCCCUGAGAACUGGGUCCCAUUGCGACUUGUGCUGUAACUGCUCCUUAGUCAUAUAACUUGACACCAACGACACCACUUCCUCCUGGAAUUGCACGUGUUCUAUUGAUGGCAAAGGUAAUCCGCAAAGUGCAUCCGCUACGACGUUCUCGGAGCCCCUUUUGUAUUCCACUGUGAAACUGUACGCCAGCAGACGUCCAUCGGACAAUCCGUCCAGGCAGUCUAGCAGAACUCCGGUGCGAUAGUAGUGGCACCAACGGUUGAUGAUCUGUUCUCAAGGUAAAAUGCCUCCCCUACAGAUAUAUGGGCCAUCUCUUGCAGCUCCACACUAGCGCUUCCCGUUCCCCAGCGGACUACUUCUCCUCUGCUGUUGAGAGCGACCUUAAGGCGAAGGCGACAGUCCUUAGUCCAUCUUUCUCUGACACAUCUGUCGUAACCAUCUGGUGGUUCGGAGCUGGUGCUUAAGCUGUUGAAAUGCAUUCUCUGCUUCGUCGUUCCAGCCGAAUGGAUGUCCUUGUUGAAGAAGCUCAAUCACAUGCGCAAACCAUGGUACGAAUCGAGAAUAGUACCCGGAAAGAUCCAAAAAGGAUAACGAGAGGAUAGAGAGGUAGCAAGCGAACUGGUGGUAUAGAUCCAUAACUUAAAAACCCAAGACUAGGGGGCAAAAAGGAUCGCAGAGUCUUCGCAUCCUCAGGGCGUUGAGAAUGGAGUCAAUCUUGGACAGCAGUGGCGUGAUCCCUUCGGCUGUAAUCCGAUGUCGUCGAAGCAGCACUUCCUAUUCAACGUUAGUCCCGCAUCAGACACCCUCUUUAGUACUGCUCGUAAGACAACGAUGUCGUCGAGAUACACAAGGACCACUUUGUAUCCGUUGUGUAGGUUGGCCAUCAGCUUCUGGAAUACCGAUGGUGCAGAAGCUAACCCGAAACACACUGGCUUGAAACGGAAGAGUCCUGCGUGCGUAAUGAAGGUUGUGAGGCUUGGACUUUUGAGGGCUCAACUCCACUUGAUGGAUGUCACAUCGAGUGAGGGCGUCAAGAGGUUGCUGCAAAAACAACAGGAUAUACAGCUCGGACGGCAAAUGAAACAGGAUGCUGAGGAGGAUGUCAAGAACAAGUCAAUGGCUGACACAAGGGCUCCUUUGUCGACGGCCAAGGAACCUCCUCAGAAGAGGAUGAAAGGAAAUGAUAGCAACAAUCCACUAGGCAACUACCGUCGCUUGGAGAACUCAGCAACGGGCUGGGCCCAGUACAAGGCAGCUCGUCCAGAUGAGUUUAAGAGCCCCUUGCGAAGAGACCAACACUUGCAACUCGUUCCUCCGUCUGUUUGUGCUCUUCCAAAUGGUGGCUUCCAAGGUGGGAUGCAGCCAACAAUGGACCGCUUUGGCCGCCCCUUCUUUCGUCGACUCAUGUCGGACCCAAGGUUCCGUGGUCACAUGAUGAUGGGACCCGGGGAACGUCAACAAUUGGAACAGAUGCUUGCUAAUCCAGAGUUCUUCUUAGAGCAGACUGAACAGCAACUGCGCUCGGGUCGCCUCGACCCAGAACAACAUCGUCGGAUCAAGGCAGACCUGGAGAAACUGUCUCAGUUCCGACGCGCUCAGCCUUGCAGUACGAGGGGUGACUGGGGACCUUUGGGUGGUGAGAGAUGGAGUAAUUUUUCAAACUGGAAUCCACCUCUUUUGGGCAUGCAGGAAGGCUUUCCACAUGUGGCACCACCUCCUCCUCGGCCCAAUUUCAGGACUGGUAAUCCAUUUUCAGAAAAUGCACCAGGUCUGGAUAGGAGAGCACGAGAUGGAAUAUUGUGGGAUGGUCACGUUGGACCCUGGCCGCAGAGACAGGAAUCUGCUGGCUGGGUUAGAUACGGUGGAGAGGAGAGGCCAGCCAAUUGGUUUGGAGCACCUCCGCAGCAACAAGCACCUCAGGAUGCUGGCACUAGGUGGCAGCUUCCACCUAAUAGGUGGAACAGCUUUGGGAAUGGUCGUGGUUUGAGGGGCUGUCAGCAAAAUUUUUCCAAAGAGUACCCAUCUUGUUUCACAGAGGACUUUAGGCAGCACAUGGGAGUUUUGUGGCCACAAUUAGAUAUUCCACCACCUCCUCCGGGUAUGUUGAUACUUCCAAGAGGGCCACCUCCCACAGUGUCUCCAAGUAAUGCUUUAUCAGUGUGUGGAGCUCCCACUGUACUGGAGGUGAACGUAGAACAACUCUUUGCCAAGCUGGUGGCUGUGGGCAUUCUCAAAGCAAAUUCCAAGAAAGAAGAGAGUCUGCAAGAAUGUGCUAUGAAAGAGGAGCUUGAAAAUAUUCCACCACUGACCUUCCAGGACGUCACCAUGCUCAAAACCAAACAUCCUGGUGUGAUUAGCUCCCUGUACAUUGGAGCACAGUGUGCCUCGUGUGGGCUACGCUUUACAAAUGACAAGUCAAAAAAGUAUAGCCAACACCUGGACUGGCACUUCCGUACCAACCGCAGAUGCAAGGAUGGCAUUCGAAAGGCCUUCUCUCGCAAGUGGUUUUACGAAGUGGAGGAUUGGAUUCAGUUUGAGGAAAUUGAAGACCUGGAGGAAAGAGCUCGGAGCUUCUUUGAGCAGCAGGCCAGCAUCGUGCAAGACCUGAAUUCUCCAGACAUGGUAGAGAGUGUGCCUGCCAUGGGAGAUGGCACAAGCUGUGCAGUGUGCAAUGAAGCAUUCCAACUCUUCUGGGUGGAGGAAGAGGAAGAAUGGCAUUUCCGUGAUGCCAUGCGUGCCAAAGACAAGAUUUACCACCCGGCCUGCUAUGAAGACUUCAAACGGAGACUGGACAAGGAAAUGGACGGUAAAGAGUUGAGGGAACACGAAGGCAUGGGGCAACCCAGGAAGGCGGACGACGAACGCACCACAGGCCGCCGCGAACGCCAUUGCCCAAUGCAGAGGGACCAGCAGAUAAAUGAGCAGACAAUGCUUACUUCCGGCCACAUGCCUCCACGCAGGAGGAGGGCCUACGGCGUCAUCAAUGAAAAACUACAGAUGCUACAACUUCAAAAUGGCGAACGGAACAUCAUGUCAUACCUCAAUACAGUGGGACAUCUAAUGCAUAUUGAAUAGAGCUGCAAAUCUGAAGAAAAAAAAAGUGAGGUGCUGAAAAGAGAGCUGCCUUUUUCAUUUUUAGAAAAAAUUUGAAUGAAAACGAUAUUUUCACUCUUGCACGGGUUACAUUUGUGAGCGAACAAAUUAGGGAACAAAUCAACCCCACCCUCCUGUGUCCCACAGGGUUCCGUCCUUGGCCCACUAUUAUUCCUCAUCUAUAUUAACGACCUGCCAGGUAGACUCUCAUCCUGUGUCAGGCGUUUUGCCGACGACUGUGUUGUCUAUCGUUUCGUAACAUCCUCUUCUGACCAAUUAUGCCUUCAGCAAGACCUAAGUUCAAUUUUCUCAUGGUGCUCCACAUGGCUUCUUUCUCUCAAUUCUUCUAAAUGUUCCUAUGUUCAGUUCUCUCGCUCCAGGUCACCGCUCCCUUACCAGUACCACGUUGGCCAUUCUCCUACACCACAGUCGUCUUCGUAUAAAUACUUAGGACUCAAUCUCUCCUGGUCGGAUCACAUCCGUAGUGUUGUGCGUGAUGCCAAUCAGAAACUCGGCUACAUACGCCGUAACCUUCGUUGCGCACCCUCCAAUGUCAGGCGCUUGGCCUACCUAACACUAGUUAGGCCCAGGCUUGAAUAUGCGUCAAGCGUCUGGGAUCCGCACCAUGCUAACCUCAUCUGCCUUCUUGAGUCCGUUCAAAACCGCGCCACUCGUUUCAUCCUUUCAGACUAUUCCUAUCCUUCUAGCAUCUCUGGACCUUCCGCCUCUCGUAACUCGCACAAGUUUCUUCCGUCUUUCCCUUUUUCACAAAUUUUAUUCCAGCCCAUCUAUACAACCAUCUUUCAUCACAGCUGCACCUUACAUCUCAGGCCGAUUAGACCACCCAUGUAAGGUUGAACCAAUCACUUGUCACACUUCCCACUUUUUGUAUUCUUUUUUUCCACAUACGAUUACCGAUUGGAAUGACCUUCCUCAGUCCUUAGUCACCUCGCCUAACCAUCAAACUUUCCGUAGAAACUUGGCAUCAUAUCUACACAUUUAGUGAGAAAGCAUUAUUUCAUCUCUUGUAUGUGUGUGAAUUUUGUUAUUACCUUAACUAUUUUGUGCAGUGUAUGUGCUGUUUCAUGUACUGAUGUUGCAUAUAUUGUACGUAUCCCCCUCAUGUAUCGCCCUAAGGGCUCUUUGAGGUAUUUACAUAAAUAAAUAAAUCCUGGUGAA
This is a messenger RNA of Ornithodoros turicata, 8902 nucleotides long. Its product is annotated as pre-mRNA cleavage complex 2 protein Pcf11-like. The coding region runs from base 5384 to 7705 and encodes 773 amino acids. The transcript has 18 exons. The record is from RefSeq and is a predicted model, not a curated record. Gene Ontology annotation, cellular component: mRNA cleavage factor complex; cytoplasm. Gene Ontology annotation, biological process: termination of RNA polymerase II transcription. Gene Ontology annotation, molecular function: mRNA binding; RNA polymerase II complex binding. NCBI's taxonomy places the organism in Eukaryota, Metazoa, Arthropoda, Arachnida, Ixodida, Argasidae.